Molecule: messenger RNA, 5415 nt
Organism: Phaeodactylum tricornutum CCAP 1055/1
Lineage: Eukaryota; Bacillariophyta; Bacillariophyceae; Surirellales; Neidiaceae
Exons: 1
Coding region: 1-5415 (1804 amino acids)
Biological process (GO): spindle organization; establishment of meiotic spindle localization; mitotic cell cycle
Cellular component (GO): spindle pole
Molecular function (GO): protein binding
Source: RefSeq, a predicted model, not a curated record
AUGAGGACUCCGCUGGAUGGCCGUAAGGAAUCUUUGGUGCUAUCCGACAAAGCAAUUAUCGCCACAGACUGCAGUAAAUAUCAUCGAGAUAGAGCUGAUCCCACUUCAAUCCGAGGAAGCGUGUUGAAAACUAGUCCUUCUUGGAAAGCCCUGGAAAUAGUGGAUGCUACCAACAACUCUGCUAUCGAUAGCAGCAAAGAUAUUCUCAAGAGCAAUGAAGGUGAAAAGGUUGGCAGACACUCGUGGACCGAUCAUAAGCCAUAUUCUGUUGCGUCGAUAACUACAGUGACGAAUGCUUCCAAUGCGUCCCCUCACAGCAAACGAUCCGGACGACCAUCUCCCGAGAACUGGCGAGGAUCUGGUGGAACUAUGACCUCCAUGUCGAGUCCGAGCAAAUCUGUGGCCGAUGAGAAAACCAUCAUUAGAGCCGCGGAAAGAAACGCUAGCUUGGGUGCAUCCGGAUCAAGUUUCACACCCAAUACUUACAAAGAUCGGAAACAUCGGUGUCCUACCAAGACGACAACGAAUUUCGCAACUCGAGCAUCACCCGGAAAACAGUUCACCAAAAGCUGUGAUCCUUGGGCAGACAAUUCCACUCCUUGGUUUGGACAGACGAAUAGCGCUGCCAAGACCAACACUCAGAAGCAAACAGCUUCGGACAUUGGAUGGUGUGACAUUGCACCGAACGUACGUCAUACUGAACACCCAUUUAUUGGUGACGGUGAUACCUGGAAUAUUAAUUCGAACAAUGAAGUUUGGUCACAUGUUCUGUUAAAACCGAAUAGUGGCAAUUCGUUUCCCACAUCGAUGGCCGCGACCAUGCCGGAAACAGUGACGGCCGUCGCAACAACUAGCUUUGGGCUCGGAUCACCUGAGCAACCCAUUUUCAUUUUUCAGGAGGGGGACAACGAAGAAUCUUUUUCUUCGCAAAACGAAACUUUCAUGGCUAACGCCCCUGGUAGCGACGAUAUAUUGGAAUGUCGCGAACAGGAUCUGUUGCACCGGGCCCGAUGUAAACUAGAAGAAUUGCAGGAACAGUCACGCGAUCGGGACAUUCUGACCCGACGCACAAGCCUGGAAAGUAACACAGCCGCAGAGAUGAGGCCCUCAACGACAAAAAAGGUUUUGCGUUUACUUGGCGCGGCUAAUAAUGGACAAGCACCAAACAUAAUAGCGGACGCGCCGGGCACACGAAGGACUUCAAUUCACAAACGCACUUCUAUAGUCACAUCCAUCUCCUCGGGCCAAUUGGAUGUCACUCCAAUUCGAGGCAAAUCUACACGGAAAGAAAAUGGGGGGAACCGAGACGAUAUUUCAAUAGACGAUUCAUGCAAUGACUUUCCUUCUCCACGUCACGCUUUCGUAUUUGAUGGCGUGUCCCCAAAUGGGACUGCCGACAUCAGCAAUACCAAUAUAUCCAUGGUGUUCAGCGACGAGUUUAGUGAUCCUUUCACUCCGAUAACAAACACGAAUACUGAGGAGUUUGGUUGUAUUGAACAAGAUCCAAAGCUGAAUCAUGAGCACGGAGGGAAAUUUACCGGAAGGGACAACUUACGAGGCAAGGCCGUAGUUGUUAUGCCGAAAGAAAGUACACAGGUUGAAAGAAGGCCCAAUACAAAAUUCCAGAUAGGCACUCAAUCUACCAAGAGACGUGAAGGUGAAAAAAGAUCGGGUCUGACGCAAACGGAACAGAAAGCAGGUGCUCCCUGCGAAGUGGAAUCCAGGAAGCAAGCAAAAGUGAUCCAAACAAAGGCCAAGAAAACGAAAAGUAGCCUUGCUUCGAAAGGCACUCACUUUAGCCCUUUGCGCUACCAUGAUCCUGGGUCAGACGCCUUCAUUUCCUUGACAGCUAGCAGACCAUCGGCAACGGGAUUGAAACAAGCCUCUCAACGGCGAUCUGUGGGAGUAGCAAGCAAACUCAUCGUGCGCUCAUCAAUGUCGGCGAAGACGUCGUUACUCAAACCAGUGGUCUCGCUCCAAUCUACAGCAACAAGGGCCAAACCUCCAAGACUGACUGCAACCGCUAAAGUACCUCCUCCCCCGCCUCCACUGGAUCCCCCAGCGAUCCGAGGUACUUCGCAUAUACGCUCACAUACAUUGGCGGGGUCGAAACUUGAGCCUAGGACAAGCGUGAGGAUAUCUGCACUCUCUGGAACGUCCCCUAGCAGAAUAGCAUGGAAACAAAAGGAUGUUUCCGAUGACAUCGAGGUGAAAGCCUCUACAAAGGAUGGAAAACCUUUAUGGACACAAAAAGUAAGAAAAUUGGUGACUUCCGUGGGAUCCGAUGUAGAAAGACUUCGAUGCAUUCUCGAACGGUCACGCUUGAACCAACAGUCUAAGUCAGUGCGAUACGUUGAGCCCCUCGAGUCGGCAUUUGCUGUGUACGAUGAAAAUAAGAUUAUAGAUCCGAUGCAGCGUGCUGGGCUGCGUCUCUUGUCCGCUGCUGUGGUCCCGAUUCAGUCGAUGAUUCGCCGACACUUAGCGAUUCGUCGAGCUCUGAUCCUAAUGUGGUCUGGAAUUGUUGUUCAAAGUUUGGCCCGAAGAUGGUUGGUACUCGCGUAUUUGAAGGAGCAACGGCACGCAGCAACCUCAAUUCAAGGAGUGUUUCGGGUAUACAUAAUACGGAAGCAGAUCCUACUGCAACACUGUAGUGCGAUGGAAAUCCAGCGCAUCGUUCGAGGCUUCUUAGGAACGUUGUCAGUGUAUGAAAGUAUUUACCAAAUCACCGUGGUACAGAGUGUUGUGAGACGAAGGCAAGCAGUCAUCAGAGCUACGGAUCGCAUGGUUUUCGUUAUUCAAUUACAAUCGAUUGUACGGAGAUUCCUUAGGCAAAAGCAGCUGGACAAGAUUAAUGAGGCAGCGCUGGUUGUUCAGAAAACCUGGAGAGCCUUUUCUUGUCGCUUCAGCUACCAGCUGGAGUUGCUGGAUAUCAUUCAGGUUCAAAGUUUUUGGAGGAGGCGGCAAGCGAAACUAAAGGCAGGCUAUCUUCGGUGCAUCAAACAGCAUAGGGCUGCAACAAUGAUUCAAUCACACUGGAGAUCCUUUGACUGUACAAUGAACUUUUUGCAGUACCUAGCGGAUAUACUAAUUGUCCAGGAUGCUCUUCGAAGGUGGCUUGUCCGCAAAGAACAACGAAAAAAGACUGCUAUUCGCGUCAUGGAAGCCGCAAGGAAGAUUCAAAAAUGCUGGAGGGGUUUUGUUUGCUAUGCAGAUUUCAUGUUCACAAUCUCGGAUAUUGUUAUUGUGCAGACAGUGGUUCGGAAACGGAUAGCGCAGAGGGUCUUCCAACAGCGCCGCCAAGGUCAAAUCAACAUAUCUACGCUGACAAUUCAACGGUAUUGGCGAAGAUUUGCAGUAAAGACGAAAUUCAAGAUCCGACUAUUAGAAGACCAAGCAGCAACAUCUAUUCAGUCCAGCUGGCGACGAUUCUGGUUCCAGUCCAUCUUCAUCAUUUCGCUAGAUAGUGUUAUUCGUAUCCAAUCGACUUUUCGUACAUUGGCGGCAACGAAAGCCUUCAAGCACGAAAUCGGUAGCGUUUUGCUCAUUCAGGUCAAAUACCGAGCGUUCGUGGCGAAAAGAAUUGUUCGAAAUGCCAAAGCAGUGAUAUUUCUGCUUCAACACGCUCAGGGAUUCAGACAUGAAGAAGAGUCGUCAGCGAAUGCAAUUCAGAGAGUACUUAGGGGCUCACAGACCAGGAAUGCAGUCAAGCUGUACCAGUCUAUUCGAAAGGUACAGGCAGCGUGGAGAUGUGCUUCCAUACGGUCGAAGUAUACAGCGUACAUCAGCGCACGCAAAAUCCAAGCAAUUUGGCGUUGCAAACAAGCAUUUGGAGCCUACAAAGUGUAUUACUCAGCUCUCAACCUCCAGAAAUUUUGGAGACGUUGCCUUACGAGAGCAAGGCUAAGACGAUGCCGUGCCGCUGACACGAUUCAGAGAUGCUGGAGAGACGGUCAACAUCGUAAGGUGACAAGAGAAAUUUGCCGUGCUAUUCGUUUGUAUGGCGCAGCCGUGAACCUUCAGCGCAUUUGGAGAGGAUUGUCAUCUCUCAAGGCUCACCAAACUUAUCGCGCCGCGACAAAGGUGCAGAAGACCUGGAGAGGCUACUCAAUGUAUCGGGUCUACAAUGAGUUCAGAGCUGCCCAAACUAUACAAGGGGCGUUCCAUUCUUUUACCGUGCGACAGAAAUACGUUACCUAUCAAUCAUCAAUUAAGAUCCAAACAGUAUACCGACAGCGACGCGAUCGUCGUAGGUUGCUAGACUUGAGGGCUCUACGCUUAGCUGCGCCCUUCAUUGGCGCGACAGAGCUUCAGAAGAUCUGGCGCGGAUACGUGACUCGUGAGGUCAACGGCCACAAAUAUACGCGAUGGGUGGAGACGCUCCAGAUCCAUAACAUUGCGGCGGAGGAAAUUCAAAGAGUCUGGCGAGGUUAUUCAGCCAAGUCUCGUUUCCGGCAUGCAGUGGGAUCAGUAAUUCAAGUCCAGGCUUUUGCUCGGUGCUACCUGUCGUCACAACAUUUCGUUAACACGGUUGAUUCAUUGAUUGUUAUCCAGUCCUUAUACCGGGGGUGUCGAGCGCGAUCUGAGUGUAAACAACGUCGGGUAAUUCAAUUACUUGUCAGAUCUGCCCAGGCCUGCAGCGCCGAGAAAAAUAAUGCGAUUGCAUUUGACAGAAACUGCAGACUUCAAACUAAGGACGAUGACGAGUUCGUUGCCGAAGAGCAUCAACGGGUCAAAGCCGCUCAGACAAUUCAAAGAUUUUUCUUGAUGGUCAAGGCCGAAGUAGACAGGAUGGUGUGUAGAAAGCGACGGCGACGGAAGGCACGACGAAAGUAUUACUUGAGUAAGAAGAUAGGCGAGGAUCUUGACAAUGACAUUCUUGAAAAAGUUUGGUCCACAACAAUCAACGAAAGUGCCCUCGCCAAUGAAGUAGCUCACAGGGUAAGGGGUUAUGCUGGCGAGGAAUGCCGUAAAGCCAAAGACCGCGCCAUUGCUGGCUUGAGUUCCGUUCGUCCCAAGAACCAAUUUGAUCUGAAUCGCCGAGGUAGAGAUUGUCAAGAUGCUCUUCAAAGGAUUUAUUUUUCAGAUGCUAUUUCAAAACGCGAUCACAGGACGAAUCGGGCAUUAGCGGCACAAUGCCAUACGAGUGCGGUAAGGUCCUUGACAUGCACUGUCGGUUGCAGCUCUCAGCCAAAAUUUCAAGAUAAAAUCUCACUUUUUGCCGCGUGGCCUGUUAAUCACCGCCUACCCAAGUCCCGAAUGACAUUGUCAUCUCGAGACAUCGACGACGACCUUAAUCUGGAAACAGCUUUUAUUGAUGCAGAAAUCCAAAGCGCCAAGGCCCGCAAUGAAGAACGUUGUUUUCGACGAAGUAAACGUUCGAAUUCGUAUCGAAGUCCCGUCAACGAAUUGCGAUGA